UUCUUUUUGUGUUUUUGUAGAUGUGUUGUUCUGCUGCUCGGCGCCCUCGCUGCUGUUUCCCUCGCAGCACCGCUCCAAACAAGUGCACCAGAAGAUGACAGAAUUGCAGCUCUGGUGAAACACCUGAAUGAGGAAGCUACAGAUAAACCUAUGACCUCACAGCCAGACUCUGAUGAGACAACUGAGAUCCCAGUUGAGUCAGAUGAAGCUGAUUCAGAUGCUUCCAUGACUGAAGCUCCAGAAUCUUCUGAGGUCUCUGAGAUUUCAGUGGAGAAAGAAGAAAGUGAUGCAGAUUCUUCUGUGGCUGAAAGUGAUGAAAGCAAMGACACUUCUGAGAAAACUACAGAUUCUGCUGAAUCAGACGAAAAAACAGAUUCACCUUUUCAGCCCAGUUCAGAGGAGGCUGAUGGGACAUCUUUCMWGAUGAAGAGCUCUGACGAUGACGACUCUUCCAGUAAAACUGUUUCAGAAUCAUCUGAGGAACUAACUGCUUCAGACGAGGACAGCGACCCGAAGGACGACUCCCAGGUUGUUGCUGAUAACCCUGAAAUUUCUGAGGAGAAAUCUGCAGAUUUGUUUGAAGAGCUCGAAGGCGACGUGUCGGAGGAAAACUCAGAAACUACUUCUAAACCCAAAAGUGGCGAAAUAUCAGAGGAUGAAAUUCAAAACAAAGACAUCAAGUCUGACGAAAAAGCUGAAGUUAAUUUUGAAGUGAGCAACGUUCAGAUGCCAGAGGACAGCACUGGUGCUGCUUCUGAUCCGAUCACAGCGUCAGACGAGGACAGUGAAGAAACUGACAGCGCUGAAAAAAUUGAAGACGUAAAUGAUGAUUCGGCCCCUGAAACUGAUCCAACCUCCGAUGUGGAAAAGGACGAGUUUGAAGAAGAGCUUAAUGGUGAAGUGGGCGGUGAAACCACUGAUUCUAAAGAUGAGGAUGAACUGAGUGACGACGCUGAUCUGACUGACAGUGACACUCCAGUUGAUGACGACAAGAAGGAAUCAGACAAAGUCACUGACAAAGAUCUGGGCACUGACAGCUUAGCUCAUGAGGAUGAGGAGGAGGCUGCAGACGUCACAUCGAAUGAGGAAGAUGCACUGAAAGACGACGGCAUCAACAAGAAAGAGGUCGCAGAGGUCGCCCAGGCGCUAGARGAGGAGAAGGACCAAGACGACGGCGCGACCUCAGAAACCAAGGAUGAAGAUCAAACCGACAGCAAAGUUCUGAGCGACGAUGAAACUGAGACGAACCAAACCAACAGCAAGGCGGAGAAAGACGAAGACGAGCUGGACAUGCUCGAAGAAGAGAUGUUUGAAGACGACUCACCGACUCAGGAGCCGGACGACCUGGCUCUAGACACGCCCGACUCCACCGAAGCACAACCUUCUGACAUGGACCGACUUGAUGACUCCACUCCUGCAGCAGCUGGGAACCAGACGCCCAGUCUCUGAAGCGUGGAAGCUCUCUGAAGCCAGAACGCCGCUGUCUCCGGUGUCUCCAUGGUGAUUUACUGCUGCCAUGACAACAACAAACUAACCUGCAACUAAACUCAGCCGUCUCUCUGUUUUGUGUCUUUUUGAUUUGAGGCUGCUUUUGUUUUUCAUGAAGCGAUGUUAGAGAAUAUCUUCUUUCCGCUCUUUCUCCUCCUUGCUCUUCUCUGGGGUUUCUUUUAAUUUUAGCUCAUUUUCUCACCUGUCUGCAAAAAUAUUAUCCCAGCUGCUGAUCUUAGAUCUGCUCUGUGGGUCUGAUUUCACACAUUGAUGUGUACAUACAGUCCAUCGUUUACUUUACAAACAUUAAUGAUUAUUUUUUACAAGAAAUUGACGAAUGUCAAGUCCUUCACUGUACACAGAAAUUGGCUAAUAAAGUGUGAACUGUCAGAAACUG
Poecilia reticulata (guppy) is the source of this 1885-nucleotide messenger RNA. Lineage: Eukaryota; Metazoa; Chordata; Actinopteri; Cyprinodontiformes; Poeciliidae. The record is from RefSeq and is a predicted model, not a curated record.